UAUUGCAGGAGCAGGAAGAGGAGAGCGAGAGAGACAGAGACAGAGACAGAGAGGCGGCCCGGGACGAGUCUAGGAGAACGUCUCUUCGUCACUGGUCUUCUCUUCAGGUGUUCUGAUGUGAGGGAGAGAAGAGAAGGGCGAACGGAAGAUGUGAUCCCCGUCAGAAGGCGCCUUUUGGACGGGAGGUGUUGAGGUGUUCGUCUCCAGGGAUGCCGAGGCUGUGGCGCAAGCGAGGGCGGUAGACACGCCCUUCACACUUCUCUAAAGACGACCCUUUAAAGAAAAUUCGGAGAUGUGUGGUGUCUCCUGAAGGUGGGGACGUGCGUGUGUGCGUGUGAGUGUGCACAGGUCGGCCCCGCGUGAGGAAAGGAAGUACAGGUCAUCGGCAAGUGUGUUAUCGAUCUGAUAGCACCUAGUGGCGGCGGCGGCGGCGGCAGCGGUGAAGGAGGAGGAGGAGGAGGAGGAGGAGUUGGUGGCGGUGUUGGUGUCGUCGUUGAUGGUUAGGUGUAGCGAUGGAGGUGUCGGCGGCCUGGUGGUGACAUGGGACCUGGUGGGGGAGAGCACCAGCCUGGUUAACAGCGGCGCGCGACGGUGCGGCGGACGAUCAUGCUGGCCACCACGAGGUCCACAGCGCCCCUUCACUCGCUGCUCAACACUUCCCUCCCCGCCAGCCUCGUCCUGCAGCCGUCCGAGGCCGCCCAUAUCCUGGCUCUGGACGCCUACGAGCCAAUGGUAGGGAGUGGAUCAACGCCGGUGACGGUGGAGGCGGUGAACCUGACGGCGGGCGAGGGGAGCGACGUGACCACCGCUGAGAAGGAGGAGGCGCCCGUGCUGGUGAGUCGUGUGCUGCUGGUGCUGGUGCUGCUGCUCAUCAUCAUCGGGACCGUCAUUGGCAAUUUACUGGUCUGCGUCGCCGUCUGCCUCGUCAGAAAACUGAGGCGGCCAUACAACUACCUGUUGGUGAGCCUCGCGGUGUCGGACCUGUGCGUGGCCCUGCUGGUGAUGCCCAUGGCACUCCUGCUGGAGCUGUUGGGGGAGUGGCAGUUCGGUAGGCUGGCGUGUGACGUGUGGGUGUCGUUCGAUGUGCUGUCAUGCACGGCCAGCAUCCUCAACCUGUGCAUGAUCAGCGUGGACCGCUACCUGGCUAUCACCAAGCCCCUCGAAUACGGCGUGAAGCGAACGCCGCGGCGAAUGGUGGCGUACAUCGCCUUUGUGUGGUUAGGCGCCGCCUUCAUCAGUCUGCCGCCCAUCCUGAUACUAGGCAACGAGCAUGGCGACGGCUCCAUCUGCGAGGUGUGCAACAACUUCUGGUACCAGAUUUACGCCACCUUCGGCUCCUUCUACAUCCCGCUCACCGUCAUGGUCAUCGUGUACUACAAGAUCUUCUGCGCCGCCAAGAGGAUCGUCAACGAGGAGCGCAAGGCACAGGCGCACCUGCGGCUGGUGGAGGAGGCUGAGGCCGACGCCCGUGCCGCCUCUGCCGGGCUGGGCUCCUACACGCAGCUGCGACCUGUGUCCAAGUACAGCGUGGGUGGAGGUGAACAAUGGCGGGGUGGAGACCAAGCUGGCGGCUGAACCUCCAACACUCACCAACAGGGACGAGACGGGCAGCCUCUUGGGGCCCGGACAGUCCUCACCACCUCGAGGUACCCUCUCGCCUCAUGGCCUGCGGGUCGUCCCUCUCCCUCCGCCGCCUCCGUCGGGUCCUCUAGCGGGUCCCGUUGGUCGCUGUGUGAGACCAACGGCAAGCCACACCCGCCGCCUGCAGCCCGCACUUCUAACCAACAGUCGCGCAGCAGCAGUCGCAGCAGCAGGCGCCGCACGCCCACCACAACUUUUACAACGCCUGCCAGUCCUCCAAUAACGGGUCUGGCGGCGGCGACCACUCGGGCUCCCCGCGCAAGCGAUCCCAGCCCACCAAGAGCAGGUUGAAGUUCGCCCUCGCCAAGGAGAGGAAAGCGUCCACUACCCUGGGCAUCAUCAUGAGCGCCUUCAUCGUGUGCUGGCUGCCCUUCUUUGUGCUGGCGUUGGUGCGGCCCCUUCAACACGCCCUCGCCCAUCCCCUCCUGGGUGUCCUCGCUCUUCUUGUGGCUAGGAUACGCCAAUUCGCUCCUCAACCCUAUCAUCUACGCCACUCUCAACAAGGACUUCAGAAAACCCUUCCAGGAGAUUCUGUGCCUGCGCUGCGCCUCCCUCAACCUGCUGAUGCGGGAGGAGUUCUACCACUCGCAGUACGGAGGCCCGGACACGCCCACGCUCUCCGCCAUCAGGACGCAGCCCGUACACCAGACCAACUCCUCCGAGGUGCAGCUCAACCUGGCCGAGCCCAACAUCUGCAUCACGGAGGAGGAGGCACACGAAUCCCGCAUCUGAGGACAGGAAGAGGAAGGGUUGCUGGAUUAGGAGGAAUGCAGUCUCUUCUCACUCUUCCCUCUCUGCUGAUUACGUGUCAUGUGUGUCGCUCCAGCUCAACUCACCUCCCGGUCUUACUGCUACUGCUGCUGCUGCUACUACUGCUAAUGCUCCCGCUCCUGCUCCUGCUGCUGCUGCUGCUGCUGCUGCUGUGGGUGGUGUUACGGUUAUUGCUGUUGUUACUGUGGUUGGUUAGCGUAGUCGUGAUGGCCGCCACACGCUGCACGCGCCAUGUGUCGAGUUGUACCGUGCGCUGAGCUGGCUAGGCAAAGCAUUGUGAACUGUCAGGUGACGUGCUCGUGUGUGUGUGUGUGUGUGUGUGUGAUGUGUGUGUGUAUGGCAGACAGCCAGACAAAUGAUAACUUUGCAUCACAGAAGUUAGAUAAUAUAAUAACCUAGUAACAUCAAGAACAGAUCCAGCUAUAAUAAUAAUAAUAAUAAUAAUAAUAAUUAGCAUGUCAUGACAGCUUCGCCCAUACAAACCUGACAACUACUAGAACAACAACAACAGCAGCAGCAGCAGCAGCAGCAGCAGGAGCAAUAGCAGCAACAAAAAAUUGCAGUAGAAUUAGAGGGAAAAAACGAAAAAAAAGGAAACAAACCAGAAAAAAAAUACAAAGAAGAAAACAAUGAAAAUAAACGGAAUGAUAAUUAAUUAAAUACAAUACCCAAGGAACCAUCUGCAGCAGGAUGAGGAAGAAAGAAAACGAGUAAAAGAAGGAGGAAGAAAGAAAACGAGAAGUAGAAGGAGGAAGAAAGAAAACGACGAGGAGGAGGAGGAGGAGCUUAGUGGGGCCACGCACUUUUCUGACGUCACGGGUCUCAUGCGGUGCUCGAGAGAGUGGGACGUGGCCGCAGGAGGAGGACGAGGAGGAGAAGGAGCAUACGCCCACUCUCACCCACGCAGCCUCAGUGUUAUUAUUAUGUUCAGUGUCUCCAACAGUAUUAGAAGAUUCGAGGUGCUUCACAUCCUAAUACGUAUAUUACCACAGCUACGUACUCUGCAUGUGUGUGUGUGUGUGUGUGUGUGUGUGUGUGUGUGUGUGUGUUUCAGUAUUUCUCGUCUAGGUGUUGUUUCCAUAAGUGUUUCCACAAUGGCCGUGCAUCUGCAACACCAUCACACUCCCACCUCGCCUCUCAGUGUGUCGUGUUGUGUCGUGCGAUAUUGUGGACGAAAUUGAGGAUGGGCGACUAAGCAGUGAAAGCCUCCACCCACCACCACUCACGAGGACAGGAUUCUACACACACGCAUAACGUCCCUGAGGAGGAGAAAAAAAUAAUGAUGUAAUGUAUUUGUGUGUAAAUGUUAACCAAGACUUUGACAUGGAUUGAUUCCCUUAUAUACACGUGAAGUUCUCCCCGCACCCAUCACGCCACCUCGACCACACCACCUCCACCACACCACCUCUCCCAAGUGUUCCUCCUCACCGCCACAAAUGUCAACAAAACCAAAAAUUCUAGACCAAAAGUAAGUAAUUUCGCUCGUUCGUUCGGUCGUUUGUAUGUAUGUACGUGUGUGUGUGCGCGCGUGUAGGUGUGUUUGAUAUUAAGAGUGAGAAAAAAAAGAAAAGAAAUUAAGGUGGAAAUUCAUUGACCAAAAGCGAAAUUAUAAUACAGAAUAUGACUGGAAUUUGAAAGGAAACAUGAUUGAAAUUGUAUGGAAUAGAAAAUGAACGAUCUCUGUGUACCAGACUCUCCUACAGCAGAUAAACGUACACAUGAACGUUACAGCAACAGGCGUGAGUAUGUACGUAAUCCCCACACGCACACAAGAUUAACACAGUAUUACAUUAUUCAAGAAACCGGACAAAAAAAAAAAAAUAAGACAUAAGAAGUAUUUUUAAAAGUACGUGACAAUUUAAGGUAGUGUGUGCAACUCUCUCCGUUUUCUGUGAUGGAGGGAACGUGAAGCGACAGGAAUAAACUUCUCGAAGCCUCGGUGCUGGGAUUCGAGGCUGAAAUGAACGAGCAGAUGGAAUGAAACGGUUUACUUCCACUGACUCACUUCAAUGGAGAGGGAAAAAAAAAAAAAAAAAAGAGGAGCAGGAAAUAGAAAAGAUAAAACUUGAAAUACGAGGGAAAGCUUUUAAUUGAAGCAAAGACAGUGUUGUUCUAUAUGGUGCUAUCAAAAUGUACGUACGUCCCUGUAAAGAAAAGAAAAAAAAAAUGACAGUGAAAAAUUAACCGAAAAGUAUCCAGUAAAACAAGAAAGAGAGAGAGAGAGAGAGAGAGAGAGAGAGAGAGAGAGAGAGAGAGAGAGAGAGAUGAGAUUAACCUUAAAAAAAAGCGAGGAUGUGAAAUAGUGACGAUGAAAAAGUGAGGUACAUUUUUCAUUUUUCCUCACAACUAAGUAAAAUGAUUCUCCGUGAAAAAAAAAAAUGUAAUGUGGUUGUACAGUUAUAUGAUUCGGUUAAGAAUGAAGAAAAAAAAACUACAAUUAGAGAAAGUUAUAUAUAUACGAAAAGCUCCCGCAAGCCUCGUGAGUGUGUAUGUGUGUGUGUGUGUGUGUGUGUGUGUGUGUGUACAUACAGUAGCUCCAGUGUUCCUGAAGUAGAUGUAGCAGCGACGAGAAAAAAAUAUUUUGCCUGUAGUGUUGGUUUCUUUGUCUAAGGCUCUACCUGGGUACAUCUGUGAUUAGUGGAGGUGUUAGAGAGAGAGAGAGAGAGAGAGAGAGAGAGAGAGAGAGAGAGAGAGAGAGAGAGAGUCACCCCAUCACCUAAUCAGCCCAUCAUCAGCUCAUCUCAGUUCAGGUAGCAAGGCGGUACACGCUCCUCAUAGGUAUGCUUCAAGUGUCCCACAAGUUUACCCUCGGGUGCUUGAUGUAACUCGCGGGAGGGAAGCGACACUGCUGCUGCUAGUUAAUUAAACGCUCGUGGCUGGCAAUCUGCGAGGUAGAUAGACUUCGCGGGGGAUUGGGGAGGGAGAGGGGUUUGGUAUCUGGGCUCACGACGCGGCAACAUAGACACGACGCGGCAACAUACACCCCUUGUCGCUGUUUCGUCUUUCACCGCGAUAUCUGGGAGUGGAGAGUAACUGGGGCGGGUGUGUGUUAAUUCAUCCCACGGCGCCCGGCUGUCUGAGCAGUGCAGUAGUGGGUAUUCACGUAAUACGCUGGUGCAUUCAAGAACGAUAUGUUGUAAUGAAAAUCUUGUCACUUUUUGGGGAAUCGCCUGUUAUAUUUUCUUUUUCUUCUUCUUCUUCUUCUUUUUCAUUUUUGUGGCCUUGCCCUGUUCCAAGUCGCACAGAAAACUAAGGAGAUAAAGUGACAAGACUGAGCGAAGGCAGCUAGAGAAGCAGAACGGAGAGCGUGAAGCACCAAGCAGGGAGGGGAGGGGGAGCCGGGCCGAGCAAUAACAGGCUCCAGUGGCUCACUCGGCGAUCUGAUGGGAUGAUGCUGGCCGAGUGUUCACAGCUGUCACUGGGUCACCUCGCCGCUGCCUAGCCUCGUAGCUGUUGCCCACCGCCAGUAUAGUAUUUGUAUUGUGAACGAGAUAGAAUUGGCAGUGUCGCUGGUCUCGCCUGAAACUUAAGGCGGGAAAAUUGCGCUUCUGCAGUUGAAGUUACAGCAAAGUGUAAUGAUGAUGAAGCAGUUCCUCAGCAGUGUGUGUCUAGUCUCGCAUAACGUCGUGUCAAAUUUCGUUGCUGCCAGUAUUCACGUAAAGUAUGCCAGCCGAAAGACGGCGCGUAGUCGAUAUACUUAAGUUUACUAUGCUGCAGGUGUCGUUGGCGUGCACCAAACUAAAGAAUACAAGUAUAUGGUGUUGUGUACCCGAAACUAAAAGACGGUAAACAGUGCAACGCGAAAAAUCAAGCCUAGUCAGUAUUUCCAGCAUUGCUACUCUGUGACUGGGAAUGACGCUCUACCAUGUACUUGGUAUGUUAUUUUUGUGCGUAUACGAAGCAGAUGAAGCCCUCAUACAAAAUUAACAUGGCUGCCUGCAGUUAAGAACAUAAUUGCGUUUUGAUAUCCCUUGAAGGUCGCACUCCAUUAGAGGUGAGUGGAGGUGUUUUCACAGCCCGACACUUCACCCACGUUAACAACACCGCUGACCACGCACUCUUCCUUCUAAAACAUAUGAAGGUCAAAAAUCACUCAAAGUCAAGUUUGGACACAGAUAACCCAGUCUCUUUCUGUUUAAGGUAACAAAAUUAACUUCUACGGAGUAUGAACAAUAGAAAAACAUAUAUAUGACAUUAGCUCCAAGCCGUUCCGCCAUGAAGCACCUCAUUUUAUCGGUGACUAGAAUUCCUUGUCAUAGGUACUGACUCCUUCGCCAGUAGUCAGGUGCUCGCAGGGCUCCGCGUGACUUUUCAUUGGGAAGCAUUCAUCCUUGCCUCCUGAACACUUGCCUGGGAGAAAAUGGUGCUUGGAUGUGUCUCCAGCACACUGGGACUCUUGAAGCACGCCUCUUGGGCUACUGCUGUGUGUGAGGGACUAAGGGCCAGGAUGAUGUGUGUGUGUGUGUGUGUGUGUGUGUGUGUGUGUGAACAUCUCCAAGAGAGAGAGAGAGAGAGAGAGAGCGAGAGAGAGAGUCCUCGUUUCAUGUUGUAGCAGGUCACCAUUGUCAUGCCUCCUUCCUUCCUCCCCGUCCUGCCAUUCACGCCCGAAGCGGAGAACGAGCUGCAGCAUUAUUUUUACCCUUCUUCCUCCUCCUCUUCCUGCAGCGUGGAGGUAUGGAGGCACGGAGGAAAGAGUCGCUCACUGCAAGGAGUACUAGUCAGCGAGGCGCUCAAGGCCAUGACUCCCUCUAGUCGACUUUGUUUUAAGUUUGGUUUACCUUCUCCUUGCGUGAGGCCUGGAGGAGGGGCGGGGAGGAGCGUGCUGGGGGUCAGACGCGUGGGGGCAGUAUGAUGGUGCCCUGUGUGUGUGUUUGUGUGUGUGUGUCUCGGAGACGAGGUGAGGUUGACGUGUGUACGCCGGGUGGAGCGCCACCUCUGUUGUGUGUACAUAGUGACUGUGUGUCGUCGCUCAGUAGCUUUAGAUUCCCCGCGCCGUAGCGAGUAGACGGGCGAGUUGUGAUAAUACUCAUCUCUGCUAAUGAUGUGUAGUGAGGGCGGUGGUGGUGGUGGUGAUGAUGAUGAUGAUGAUGAUAAUGAUGAUUCCAUUUAUAAGAUAUUUGCUCAUGCUAGGGCAUUAGGAAGUCUGUUGUCGGGGCGGGGGCGCAGCUGCACUCCAGGCCGCGGAGUGCAGGCGCUCCCUCCCAUGGGUUAACUACCAAGUUACCUGCGCGCGCACAUCGUCACCUUCAGAGCGGCUCACCUCAGCGUCCGGCGCCGAGGCUCCUGUAGCUCCUUAGCUUUGCCGUGUUUCCGAUUUCACUCGUUUUUACCUCCAUGUUGACAGACUCCGGUGUGUUGCACGUCGCUUCAAUCAGGGCGGGGCGCGUGGCCGCCUCCGCCACGGCCCUGCCCGCGGUUUUUUUCAUUUCUCUCUCACUCCUGCACCCGGCUUCGUUGUCCCUCCUUCUCCUUAUCUUCACCACAUUGCGUCACUUCCUCAUCCUCCAGCCACGAGCGUUGCACGUGCUGCCGCCGCCAGGUGAGUGUCGCUCCUCGCCACCGCGUGUCCCCUCCGCGUUGUGCCGUUAAGUAACAAUAAAGUGUCGCCACACGACGUAACGGCAAAGACAUCCCAGGCCACAGAAGUGCGCGACGGGAAGUCUCCGCGAAGCCCUGCAGAUCAGUAGAGGCCUCACCCCAGCCCCCUGGAGCGUCGCCGCCCCGCCACACUCCGCCUCACCUUAACACUUAGAAUUAAUGAAGUUUAUGUACAUUAAAUAUGUGUAUGCACGUAGCCUGAGCCACGCUGCCAUCUCGCCGCGCUCUGCGGGAGGAAGGGAGAGCCGCGGGGCCAGCCAUCUGUGUGAGGUGCUGCUGUGUUGCCGCGCGACGCACCAGCGCUCACCAGCAAGCGGCCAGUGUGCGGGUUGUGGGGUCGUAAUGCGCAGUCUCACUAAAUCCCCCAGGCACGCCGCCUCCAGGACUGGGGCGGAGCGGGGCGGGGCGGAGCGGUGUGGGGUGGAGGGGAGUGGAGGACGCGUGGCGGGGUCUCGGGUAAGCUCAGUGGUUGAGUGAGGGUGACAGUGUCUAUGCCGUAACUUUUUUUAAGCUAAAGCAACCGGACUCAAGCAUGGUAUUGGUGUACGAGUAUGUGUACCAUAACAGUAACACAUAAAUAUACAUAGCCUAUUUUCAUUAUCUCAGCUGUAACUGGCAUAGAUGAUUAUAAACGUUAGCCAUGUUCAGUGUUUCUGCUCUGACGUGUGUGUGUGUGUGUCAGUGUGUGUGUGUCAGUGUGUGUGUGUGUAUGUCAGUGUGUGUGUCAGUGUGUGUGUGUGUGUGUGUGUGUGUGUGUGUUGUCUCCUGACGCUGAGGGGACGUCCAAAGGUGCAUUCACUCCCACGGUCACCCUCCCCAUGUCUCGUCUCUUCUCCCGCACUCUUCUUUUGCCUCCUCACUCGUCCCCUGAUUGGCUUCGUUACCAGCCGCGAUUACAGACUGAAAUUGGGCUACUUGAUUUUGAAUUAGGUACGACACCACCACCACCACCAUCACCAUCACCGCCAUCACUAUUUCUAUAAUGCACAACUGUUCUGUCUGAUUCACUUGAUUUUAAUUUUCCUGUUUUAUUUCAUUCUCUCUCUCUCUCUCUCUCUCUCUCUCUCUCUCUCUCUCUCUCUCUCUCUCUCUCUCUCUCUCUCUCUCUCUCUCUCUCUCUCUCUCUCUC
This is a messenger RNA of Scylla paramamosain (green mud crab), 9139 nucleotides long. Its product is annotated as 5-hydroxytryptamine receptor 1-like. Gene Ontology annotation, biological process: adenylate cyclase-activating adrenergic receptor signaling pathway. NCBI's taxonomy places the organism in Eukaryota, Metazoa, Arthropoda, Malacostraca, Decapoda, Portunidae. Gene Ontology annotation, molecular function: G protein-coupled receptor activity. Gene Ontology annotation, cellular component: plasma membrane. The transcript has 7 exons. Bases 607 to 1575 code for a protein of 322 amino acids. The record is from RefSeq and is a predicted model, not a curated record.